AUGGAGAGGCUGAGCAAUGGAACAGACUUCGUGCUGCUGGGUCUGUUCCACCACGUCCAAGCCCCCAAAGUUCUCUUCACUCUCAUCUGCCUGGUGUUCCUUGUGACACUCAUUGGUAACGUGAUGAUGAUGGUUCUCAUUUGGCUGGACUCUCGCCUCCAUACGCCAAUGUACUUCCUUCUCAGCCAGCUCUCCUGCAUGGACCUCCUGUACAGCUCCACCUUUGUCCCUAAGAUGGCCCUCGACUUCCUGACCAGGACAAACACCAUUUCCUUUCUCAGCUGUGGGGUCCAGCUCUUCCUGUUUAUGACUCUCGUGGGGGCGGAGUGCCUUCUGCUGGCAGUCAUGGCUUAUGACCGCUACGUGGCCAUCUGCCACCCCCUCCACUACUCUGUUCUCAUGCGCCCCACAGUCUGUGCCCUCAUGGUGUCGGGGACCUGGCUGGGGGCACUGCUCAACGCCCUGAUCCAUGUGGUCUACGUUCUCACUCUCCCUUACUGUGCCUCCAGGGAAAUUCAUCAUUUCUUUUGUGAGAUUCCAGCUCUCCUGAAACUUGUUUGUGCUGACACCUCCCAGUAUGAAAAUGGUCUUUAUGUUAGUGGGGUUGUCUUUCUCCUCGUGCCAAUAUCUGCCAUCAUGACCUCAUAUGGACGGAUACUCUCCACUGUUUUGGGGUUAGGAUCCAACUUGGGGAUGAGGAAGGCGCUGGCAACCUGUUCUUCCCAUAUGACUGUGGUGUUACUCUUCUAUGGAACAGCCAUUUUCAAGUACUUCCUCCCCAAAUCCUUUCACACUGUUGAGCAGGACAAAGUGGUCUCUGUUUUUUAUACCAUCCUCACACCCAUGCUCAACCCGCUCAUCUACAGUCUGCGGAACAAAGAGGUGGCUGGGGCUGUCAGGAAGGUGCUGGGAAGAUGA
Sorex araneus (European shrew) is the source of this 918-nucleotide messenger RNA. RefSeq names its product olfactory receptor 2T27-like. Gene Ontology annotation, cellular component: membrane. Bases 1 to 918 code for a protein of 305 amino acids. Gene Ontology annotation, biological process: G protein-coupled receptor signaling pathway. Lineage: Eukaryota; Metazoa; Chordata; Mammalia; Eulipotyphla; Soricidae. Gene Ontology annotation, molecular function: G protein-coupled receptor activity; olfactory receptor activity. The transcript has a single exon. The record is from RefSeq and is a predicted model, not a curated record.